Vicia villosa (hairy vetch) is the source of this 792-nucleotide messenger RNA. Its product is annotated as protein FAR-RED IMPAIRED RESPONSE 1-like. The transcript has a single exon. Gene Ontology annotation, biological process: regulation of DNA-templated transcription. Gene Ontology annotation, molecular function: zinc ion binding. Bases 1 to 792 code for a protein of 263 amino acids. Lineage: Eukaryota; Viridiplantae; Streptophyta; Magnoliopsida; Fabales; Fabaceae. The record is from RefSeq and is a predicted model, not a curated record.
AUGGGUGGAAAACCUCCAAAUGCAAUAAUAACUGAUCAAGAUAAGGCUAUGAAAGUUGCAAUUAAAGAGGUAUUUCCAAAUACUCGACAUCGAUUUUGUCUUUGGCAUAUACUUAGAAAGGUUCCUGAGAAGCUUAGUCACGUAUUAAGAAAAAAUUCCGACUUCAUGAGAUAUCUCAACUCAUGCAUUUACAAGUCUUGGUCAAAGCAGGAAUUUGAAGAUAAAUGGCAAGAAAUGGUGGAAAUAUUCCAGCUACGCGGGGAUGCUUGGAUUGAAUCUUUAUAUGAUGAGCGUGAGCAUUGGGUUCCCGUUUACAUGAAGGAUACUUUUUUUGGUGGUAUGUCAACGACUCAGAGAUCAGAAAGCAUUAAUUCAUUUUUUGAUAAAUACGUCUGUAAGAAAACUACCUUAAAAGAAUUUGUUGAAAAAUACAAAGUUGCUUUGACGGAUAGAGAAGAGGCAGAAAAACUAGCUGACUUUAAUACUUGGCACAAGCAACCUGUUCUUAAAACUCCUUCCCCUUUUGAAAAGCAAAUGUCAGUGAUUUACACACAUGAAGUAUUUAAGAGAUUUCAAGUAGAAGUUUUGGGAUUAUCAGGCACUCUUGUUUUGAAAGAGCAUAAAGAUGAUCAAAUUACUACAUUUAAAAUCUUGGACUUUGAGAAAAAUGAGGAGUUUGAUGUAGAAUGGAAUGCAUCAAAAGAGGAAAUUUCUUGCUUAUGUCGCUCAUUUGAGUUUAAUGGAUAUCUAUGUCGACAUUCAUUGAUGGCACUUUUAGUUGCUGGUGUCUGA